Echinostoma caproni is the source of this 201-nucleotide messenger RNA. The record is from the annotation of a GenBank genome assembly. NCBI's taxonomy places the organism in Eukaryota, Metazoa, Platyhelminthes, Trematoda, Plagiorchiida, Echinostomatidae.
AUGCCAAUCGCUGCACUGGAGUCCGCCAUGAAGACAAAUAACAUUUCACCGGACACCAAAGAAGACAUAAGACAAGGGAUAACUGCUGCGAUGAACAGAAGAAAGGAGAAAAAUGUCUUCAAUCAAAAGGAACUACGAGCCAUGGACAACUUGAAACGUGGUAAGAAAAUAAUCAUUCUCCCGGCAGACGAGGGAGAAUGA